AUGAAGCUCGACGCCAAAGCUAUUCGCUACCUCACCUCCGAGGAUUUCCGUGUUCUUGCCGGGGUUGAAGCCGGAAGCCGAAACCAUGAGGUCGUCCCGACGCCGCUGAUCUCGAACCUUUCGGGCCUCCGCGGUGGCAGCGGAGUGAACCGCGCAAUUUCCAACCUGGCAAAGAUCAAUCUGAUCGCUAAGGUCAAAAAUGCCAAAUGUGAGCAUUCUGUCGACUCGAUCACUUGCCUACACGACGCUAAUACAACGGCUAUAGAUGACGGCUACCGACUUGCAUAUGGAGGAUUGGAUUAUCUUGCGCUGAACGCGCAUCAGAAAGCAAAGGUCAUCUACUCAGUUGGAAACCAGAUUGGUGUCGGCAAGGAAUCAGACAUUAUCGUGGUGGCACACAGCAGCGGAUCCCAGCGCAUCAUGAAGAUUCACCGUCUCGGCCGUAUCUCUUUCCGAACUAUCAAAACCAACCGCGAUUACCUUCGACACCGCAGCUCAGCCUCUUGGAUGUACAUGUCACGACUGGCGGCAAUGAAGGAAUUCGCGUUCAUGAAGGCACUGCGCGAGAAUGGAUUCUCCGUCCCCGAGCCCAUUGCUCAGAACCGACACACCAUCGUGAUGGGUUUAAUCGAUGCUUUCCCUCUGCGCCAGAUCGCCAAGGUCGCCGAUCCCGCCAAGCUCUAUUCGGAGCUCAUGAACAUGAUCUUGGAACUUGCGCGAUUUGGUCUGAUUCACGGUGACUUCAACGAGUUCAACAUCCUGAUCAAGGAAGAAGUGGAUCCUGAGGCUAAGGCCAAAGGUCCACUCACUGAGGAAGAGGAAGAUGAGAACCUGUUGUUGACUCCUGUUCUCAUUGAUUUCCCUCAGAUGGUGUCUGUUGACCACGUUAAUGCCGAGAUGUACUUUGACCGCGAUGUCGAAUGUAUCAAGCGGUACUUCAGACGCAAGUUCAAGUUCGUGAGCGAUAAGAAGGGUCCCACCUUUGCUGAAGCCAGGAAAUUGCUCCUCAAGAACCCUGGCAAGCGCCUGGAUAUUGAGGUCGAGGCAUCAGGGUUCUCCCGCAAAAUGGCCAAGGAGCUGGAGGCGUACAUGCAGGAAGUGGGAGCCACUGGAGAUGGAGAGGGCUCCAAGAACAGUGACGACGAAGAGGAUGAUGACGAUGAGGAGGAAUCUGGGUCCGAAGAAGACGACCACAGUGACGCCGAAGAGAAUCAGACCUCCGAAGAUGUUGAUGAUAGCGCCAAGCGGCUGGAAGACCUUCGAGUCUCAGAAUCAUCGGCUCAAUAA
Penicillium olsonii is the source of this 1287-nucleotide messenger RNA. NCBI's taxonomy places the organism in Eukaryota, Fungi, Ascomycota, Eurotiomycetes, Eurotiales, Aspergillaceae. The record is from the annotation of a GenBank genome assembly.